Molecule: messenger RNA, 1515 nt
Organism: Phytophthora infestans T30-4
Lineage: Eukaryota; Oomycota; Peronosporomycetes; Peronosporales; Peronosporaceae
Product: mannosyl-oligosaccharide 1,2-alpha-mannosidase, putative
Exons: 6
Coding region: 1-1515 (504 amino acids)
Biological process (GO): N-glycan processing; carbohydrate metabolic process
Cellular component (GO): endoplasmic reticulum; membrane
Molecular function (GO): calcium ion binding; mannosyl-oligosaccharide 1,2-alpha-mannosidase activity
Source: RefSeq, a predicted model, not a curated record
AUGGUGGCAGCUAUGGCAGUUUUGAGCCUCGUUCUGCUGACGUAUGCGCACUUGAUCUACCUACCUGCGAUGACUGAGAGGCGGGGAUAUCGCCAGUUCUUUCGGGCACGCCGCGACAGAGUGGACAUGAGUCUACGAGAGCUCUACAAGAAACGCAGCCAGAGCUUCAAUGAAGAUCAGCAGAAGGUGGUGAACAUGACGCGUCAUGCUUGGCGUGGUUACCGGAAGUUUGCAGGCUGGAGUGACUAUCUCAGCAUGCCGAAGCUCGAAGGUGGAACUGUUUACGGUCACGAUAUGGCUCUCACGGCGGUGGAUUCGCUUGAUACGCUCUUUAUAAUGGGGUUGCACGAGGAAUUUGACGAGGCAAGUACAUGGAUCAAGACGAAUUUAAGCGAUAUUAUGUUUCAAAAGAGCACUGUGAGCUUCUUUGAAAUUACGAUUCGAUCACUGGGCGGCUUGCUGUCAGCGUACUAUCUCUCAGAAGAAAAAUACUUUUUAAGCCUUGCGGAUAGCCUUGGACGGGCUCUUCAGAAGGGAUUUACCUGUGAAGAUUCCGUUCCUUGUCAAGCUGACCAAUAUAGCUACGGAGAGCCGCAGUUGUCGGAGGCAGGAAGCUUCCAACUGGAAUUUGCGUACCUUGCACGUGCCACCGACGACGAAUCGUUUCUGCUUCCCGUGAACCACGUCAACAGCAUUAUGGCCAACUUAGUCGAGACGCGCUAUUCCAACGGGUUAAUUCCUGUGGAUAUGGAUUGGAAGAGUUUAAAGCCACAGCCAGGGUCCGUCGUCUCUGUAGGCGCUUUAGGCGACAGUCACUACGAGUAUCUCUUAAAACAGUGGUUGCUCAGUGGGAAGCACGACAACAAGCUCCGAGAUAUGUACGUCACAGCUGUGGCGGCGAUAGAAGUCGAGUUGGUUGGCUACUCGUAUCCAUCAAACUUCGCAUUUAUCGGCAAAUUACUUGCUACUGGAGAACUGGAGCCUGCCAUGGAGCACUUGACCUGCUUCGUGCCAGGAAUGUUGGCGCUAGGAUACUAUCACGGUAUGCCGACUUCACAUCUGGAGCUGGCCAAGGAACUUACAGAAACCUGCAUGUAUCUCCAGUCGGCGUCACAAUUGGCUCCUGAUAUAACUCAGUUCAUUACUCAAGUGGACCCAAAUGACAUCGAGGAAGAACUAUUUGCGCUCCCCCAGCAAGACUACAAUCUCUUGCGACCCGAGACGGUGGAGAGUUUGAUGAUCUUGUAUCGAGUCACAGGCGACGAAAUCUACAGAGAGUACGGCCGUAUCAUUAUGAACGCAUUUGAAAAGCAGAGCAAGGUUGAAGCCGGAGGCUACCGCAGCACUCUGAAUGUUUGGUACGGUCAGCCAAAAACGAAGUCAGGGCCAAUGGAGAGCUUCUUCAUCGCAGAGACGCUCAAGUAUCUCUUCCUGCUCUUCUCGGAUGAAGAUAUUCUGUCACUUGACGAGAUCGUGUUUAACACCGAGGCGCACCCAUUCCCAAUGUGGCGAUAA